Messenger RNA from Anarrhichthys ocellatus (wolf-eel), 7157 nucleotides. It is a transcript of the gene atrnl1a, whose product is annotated as attractin-like 1a. The transcript is spliced from 30 exons. The record is from RefSeq and is a predicted model, not a curated record. Gene Ontology annotation, molecular function: protein binding. NCBI's taxonomy places the organism in Eukaryota, Metazoa, Chordata, Actinopteri, Perciformes, Anarhichadidae. Gene Ontology annotation, cellular component: Golgi apparatus. The coding region runs from base 681 to 4889 and encodes 1402 amino acids.
UAACCGCGUGGCCGCACUGCUCAUGCUCGGGGCUUUGUGCAGGAGGUUCCCCCGUCACAAACCAGCUGUGGAGCAGGAGAGCGAUAGCAGACAGCUCCGGGGAGAGCUGCGGCUGUCGCAUCCUGAGACAACGAACCCGGGCAGAGGGCACGUCUUUGUCUGGCAGCACGCGCACACAUCCGGCGAGGGUGGGAGCAGCGCACGGCGUUCAUCGGAGCUCCGUGCUUUUCUGCUGAUUUAUCUCCGGGAUUUACAGCCUUUUGACGCUGAGGCAGCAUCAUCCGGUCGCGGUGUUUACAUCGGAUCCUUGACCACAGUGGAAGUUUAUCUGGAAGACUUGUUGGGCACGCGCCGCAGAGCGCGUAACAGGGGCUUCUAUGUUUGUGUUGCUGCGAACGGAUUGGUCCGGUUGGAAUUGCGUUUACGGUGUUUUUUUAAAGGUCGAAACUGUUUCCACCAAAGUUUCCGGUCCCGCAGCUUUCCCCACACCGCUCUGCAUGUUCCGAUAGAGCGUAAUCACUGCUUCCCGGAGCCCUUUCCCCCGCGUCACAGGUCGGAUACUUUAUAUCGACCCCACUGCUGAUAACUGAUCACCUCACAGCGUAAAGGUGACACCUCGUUUUUGUUCUGUUCCGGGGGCUGCAGCCCCCCCCACAAAAAAAAGACACUUCGCGUCCAUCAUGGAUGAUGUCGGAGGGAUGCAUCUGUGCACCUGGGCGGCCACGAGACGCGUCUUGAGAACGUACCUGGGAGUGCUCGUGAUGCUUCAUCUCGUGCUCCGCGCGGAAGCCUCCUCGGUGUCCGAGUCCUGCGAGAAAGACUGCUUGUCGGGGAAGUGCAUCAACGGGACCUGCGUGUGCGAUCACGGAUGGGUCGGGGAUCAGUGUCAGCACUGUCAGGGGAGAUUCAAGUUAACAGACCUGUCAGGCAUCCUCACAGAUGGACCAGUAAACUAUAAGUAUAAGACCAAAUGCACCUGGCUAAUAGAAGGAUAUCCUAAUGCAGUACUCAGGCUGCGCUUCAAUCACUUCGCCACAGAGUGCAGCUGGGACCACAUGUACGUCUAUGAUGGAGACUCCAUUUACGGCCCUUUGAUUGCUGUCUUCAGUGGUCUAGUAGUACCAGAGACGAGGGGCAAUGAGACGGUCCCGGAGGUAGUGACGACGUCCGGCUACGCACUGCUCCACUUCUUCAGCGACGCUGCCUACAACCUGACCGGCUUCAGCAUCGCCUACUCGAUAAACUCCUGUCCCAACAACUGUUCGGGCCACGGCAGAUGCAGCACAGCCAACUCGGUCUCGGGCCGAGUGUACUGCGAGUGCGAGGAGUACUGGAAAGGAGAGGCCUGCGACAUCCCGUACUGCCGGGGCAACUGUGGCAGCCCGGGUCACGGCUACUGUGACCUGACGGGAGAGAAGCUCUGCGUCUGCAACGACAGCUGGCAAGGUCCAGACUGCUCUCUGUCCGUUCCCUCCACUGAGGCCUUCUGGGUGCUGCCGAGCGUCAAACCGUCAGCUCAGUCUCUGGGCCGGGCGUCCCAUCGGGCCCUGGUGCACUCUGGGCUGAUGUGGGUGGUGGGAGGAUACUCUUUCAACUACUCCAACUACCACAUGGUCCUCAACUACAACCUAGAGAGCGGUACGUGGGACGUGGUGGCGGUCAGCAGCGGUCCUCUCUACAGAUACGGUCACUCGCUGGCUCUGCACCAGGACGACAUCUACAUGUUUGGCGGGAAGCUGGAGGCCAAAUCGGCCAACCUGACGGACGAGAUGUGGGUGUUCAACAUCCCCCGGCGCACCUGGUCACUGCGGAAACCGGCCCCGCCUCCUCCCUACGCCCUGGAGGGACACAGCGCCCACGUGGUGGAGCUGGCCGACGGCGAGCAGGUGAUGCUGAUCUUCUUCGGCUACUCGCCGACCUACAGCUACAUCAACAAAGUUCAGGAGUACAACAUCAGGUCGAACUCGUGGCAGCUCGUGUCCGCUGAAGGCGCCGUGGUCCAGGGAGGUUACGGCCACAGCAGCGUGUACGAUGAGGCCAGCGGCUGCGUGUUUGUCCACGGGGGAUACAAGGCUCUCAGCAACAACAAAUACGGCCUGGUGGACCACAUGUACCGCUACCACGUCCACACGAAAACAUGGCUGAUCCUCGGGGAGAGUGGUGUGGCUCGCUACCUCCACUCUGCGGUGCUUCUGAGCGGCACAGUGCUGGUUUUCGGGGGAAACACUCACAAUGACACAUCGCUGAGCAACGGAGCCAAGUGCUUUUCUGCUGACUUCCUGGCGUACGAUAUAGCUUGUGAUGAGUGGACCGUCCUCCCCAGACCGGGGCUGCACCGGGACGCCAACCGAUUCGGACACUCCGCCGUGGUUAGCAACGGCUCCAUGUUCAUCUUUGGAGGUUUUUCGGGCCUCCUUCUGAACGAUGUGCUGGCCUACGCCCCUCCGUCCUGCCAGGCCUUUUCUAACCUGGCUUUGUGUGCUGCUGCUGGGCCGGGCCUUCGCUGCCAAUGGGUCAAAAGUAGAUGUGUCCCCUGGGAGCCAAAAGCACCCGAGCGCAGUUUCCCUGCUCCUUUUUGCCCCGCGAGACCUGACAGUACAGACGAGCGGUGUUUCCGGUUCUCAGACUGUGCCAGCUGUACCGCCAACACGCGGGGAUGUCAGUGGUGCGAGGACAGGAAGUGCAUGUCUGCAUCCAGUAACUGCACUGUGCUGACUCUGGAGCUGGCACAGCAGCAUGGCGGUGCUCUGUCUCUGUCUCGCCCACCGACCAUGUUGUCUGAACAUCAGCUGAGCUUGUGGAAGCACGGAGCCAGAAGGAGGGGACAUUCGGUGAGGGACUCGUCCGGCUGUAAGCGCAGGGAGGAGCAGGAGUGUUUCAGACUGGCUAACUGCAGGAGCUGCUCCCUCAACGUCAACUGUCAGUGGGAGCUGCAGCAGCAGGAGUGUCAAGCACUUCCUGGCCAGCUGUGUGGGGAGGGCUGGCACCAUGUCGGGGAGGCCUGCCUGAGGAUCAACUCCAGCAGUGACAGCUAUGACAAUGCCCAGCACUACUGCAAAAACCUGGGGGGAAAUAUUGCCUCUUUGCUCACAGACAAACAAGUCAAUUUUGUUCUGGAGGAGCUACAACAACACCAACUGCAAGACAAGACUUUGUCUCCCUGGGUUGGCUUGAGGAAGAUCAACGUGUCUUACUGGGGCUGGGAGGACGCGUCUCCCUUCACCAACACCAGCCUGCGUUGGUUACCUGGAGAGCCCAGCGACUCGGGCUUCUGUGCCUACCUGGAGCGGGCGCAGGUGGCUGGUCUUAAAGCCAACCCCUGCACGGCCACCACCGACGGCCUGAUCUGUGAAAAACCUGCCGGGAGUCCGCAGAGUCAAAGUGUUCGUCCCUGUCGGACACCUUGCUCCCUGCGCGCCAGCUGCGCCAACUGCACCAGCCAGGCCAUGGAGUGCAUGUGGUGCAGCAGUACGCAGCGCUGUGUCGACUCCUCGGCGUACGUCAUCUCCUUCCCCUACGGACAGUGUCUGGAGUGGCAGACCCAGGACUGCGCAGCCCAGAACUGUUCAGGCCUGAGGACAUGCGUCGAGUGUUUGGAGAGGACGGAGUGCGGUUGGUGCGGCGAUCCCAGUAACACCGGCAGGGGCGUUUGCAUGGAGGGGUCCUACCGAGGCCCCAUGAAGCCUGCCGGUGCCAGGGCCGGGCCCCCGGACAGACUACGAGACAGGGACAUGGUGCUGGAUCAGAGUCUCUGUUCGUCCGACAGAGGCUACAACUGGGCCUUCAUCCAAUGUCCCGCGUGCCAGUGUAACGGUCACAGCAGGUGUGUGAACGGCAGCAUGUGCGAGCACUGUGGGAACCUGACGGCGGGGGUGCACUGCCAGAGCUGCAUGCCCGGGUACUAUGGCGACCCCACCAACGGAGGGAAGUGCAACGGGUGCAAGUGUAACAGCCAUGCCAACGUGUGCCACGUCAACACGGGGAAGUGCUUCUGUACCACUAAAGGAAUCAAGGGAGACCAGUGUCAACUAUGUGACUCAGAGAACCGUUACCUUGGCAACCCUCUCCGGGGAACAUGCUAUUACAACCUGUUGAUCGAUUACCAGUUCACCUUCAGUCUUCUUCAAGAAGAUGAUCGCCACUACACAAGCAUCAACUUCAUGGCUACACCUGAACAGGCCAACAAGAACCUCGACAUGUCCAUCAAUGCCUCGAACAACUUCAACCUCAACAUCACUUGGUCCUUAAGCUCAACAGCUGGCACCAUCUCGGGGGAGGAGAUGCCCAUCAUAGCGAGGACCAACAUCAAGGAGCACCGGGACAGUUUCUCGUGUGAGAAGUUCAACUUCAGACUUCACCACAACAUCACCUUCUACGUCUAUGUGUCCAACUUCAGCUGGCCAAUCAAGAUCCAGAUUGCUUUCUCUCAGCACAACAGCAUCAUGGACCUCGUGCAGUUCUUUGUCACCUUCUUCAGCUGUUUCCUGUCUCUGUUACUGGUCGCUGCUGUGGUUUGGAAAGUCAAACAGACCUGCUGGGCCUCACGACGUAGAGAGCAGCUGAUGAGAGAGCGGCAGCAGAUGGCCAGUCGUCCCUUUGCUUCGCUAAAUGUAGCGCUGGAGGUGGGCGGUGACCAAGAGGAGCUGCUGCAGGCAGUGCCGAAGCCCGUAGCCAUGGAGCCAUGUUGGGGGAGCAGAGCAGGUGUUCUGACGGUGCUGCUGUAUCUGCCCAGAGUCCCAUCUGGAAUACCUCCACCAGGACAGUCUGGUAUUGCUAUAGCCAGCGCUCUGGUAGACACAUCACAACAGCGAGUAAUGGACUUCAAAGAAAGAGGCCUGGGUCUGAAGCACCGCAAACACACUGUGCACCACCAAGGGACCUGUGUAUGAACUGUAUUCCAUCAACUAGGUACCAUCGGGACCCCAGGGGAUAUUCUCAUGGACGUUAGACUAAGGGACACAUUGUAAACAAAGGCAAAGCCGGCAAAAAUUGGGUUUGGAUGGUAUUUGAUAGUGGCUGGUCAGCAGGCAUCAACACAGGGAAAAGCGGCACUCGUCCCUCAACAUGCUCUUCUAGUCUCUUGUGUGUAUAUGUUGGUCAUGAUGAGCCAGGAAACCAAGAACUGGACAGCUGCAGAUUGACAGCGAAAAUGCGUUUUUCCACCACAGCUUUGGUCAGACAUUUAAUAUGACUGCUGGCGGGCUUUUCCAGUUCCAUGCCAUAUGUGGCUCUUUAUCUCCAGGGCUCUACUUGUCUGUCAUGCAAUCUGCCAUACUGAGAGAGGAAAACACUUUGUUUUACACCAUUAAAACAAAUGAAAUGGCUUCGAGCUCCUGUGAAAGAUAUUGAGCUGAAAUGAACUGAGUUGAAAUGAAGUCCUCCUGACUUACAAACCCACUCAGACUCAUGAGCAAUGCUGGAAAGAACAACAUGGACCUAACUUGAUCAAACACUGUAGUGGGUGGUGUUCUGCGACAAGGAUUUGCUUGAGGAGAAAGUAUCCUCUGGGAACUUUAAAGACGACUACUGUUGAGAUGUUAAAGAACGAAGAUCAUUGGAUGUAACUAUUGACAUUUGUCCUUUAUGAAAUAUAUGUCAAUUUUGUUUUUCCCUGCACCAACAUUUGAAGUUUUGAUAUCUGCUCAGGUCCUCUGUAAUGGGAAAUGGUCCAUUAUCUGUAGCUGUGGGCCUUACACAUGUCUGUAUAUGCACUAUAAGUGAAAUGCUUCACCAGUACAUUAGGACCCUCUGUGGGAUAAUAUUAUGCAAGUAAUCAUCCAAAUGUUUAUUCUGGGCUGCAAUGUAACCUCAAGGUCGGUAUCAUCAAACACAUACUACUGAUGGUAUUCAGAUAUUACUGUGAAGAUACACUAUACUUCUGUUCUCAUGACCUGCAUUUCAUGCCCGUUUACUUGUGAUACAAACUUUUCUGUAACAUAUCUCCUUAUGUAAUAUUUAUAGAUUAUGCAAAUUACAGUUAAACGAUAAUUUAACAAAUGCACUAAGGUUUUUUGUUUUUUUAAACAGGAAGAUUAAACAAUAGAUAUUACAAAGAACGUCUGUGCAGUAUUUACUUUUUUGCUUGUACCCUCAGUGUCUUUUCAUUUCCAAAUAUUAUAGAUAUAUAUAUAUAUAUUAUGUAUAUCAUAGCAAUUUUGUGUGAUGUCAAAUGUUUUUUUCUUUCCCUUCACCAGUUGUGUUAAUACCUUCAUUAAAUAUUGUAAAGUCGCUUUUUAUCAACUGCACAUACACACAUUGAAAAGUUUGGAAUCGCCUGCCACUACAGUCUGAUUGGGUACAAUCAGAUGCCUGAGAGGACCUCACUGUAGUUCUCAAUGGUCUUUCAUUCAUUGAGAAAGUCUUCUUUACAACUAGAUGUUACUUUGUAUGAAGGCUUUGUUUUGUACAACACAAUGCUGUACAAUGGUUCAACCAGACAAAGAGACAAAGAUCCCUCUGAGCAAUAUCUGAAUAAGAACAGAUGAAAUCACCAGUCACUGGUCAAAUAAAUUGGAAGCGUAGCAUCAAAGUGUGUGUUUCAGUGUCAAGUGCACAAUAAUGCAGCCUAUAACAAGCUGGUAUUAACACUUGGGUUGCUUUGUCAAAGCUAUUCAUUAAACUGAAACUUGACAAGAAAUAGAAGGUUAGUCUAGGAUUAGCAUUAUUGGAACUGGAUCACAGAAUAUCAGAUGAACAUACGAUGGACUGACAAAAUUAAAACCGAUUCAAUCUAAUCACUGACUAGCCUGCAGUGGGCCAAAAGAAAAACAGCUUUCCAAAAAUACUGAGAGGCCAAUUGUACCGUUGUGGUUCAAUAGUGGCCGAGAGUCACGCUCUUUGGAUUGAAAACACUGGGACGAAAUAAAACUAUUUCAAAUGUACACACGACAUUUAGUGCCAUCAUUGAUUUAAAGAAGGAAAACUCAAUAUAACAGCUGAUUCCAAACUUUUGAACAGUAGUGGAUGUCUUCACGCACAUGUCCUGUCUAUAUAUUGAGGCUGAUUGUGUUCAUUCAGGCAUUUUGUUUUCAUGUACUUUUUGCACCAGUUUGUUGUCGAGACAAAGGGCAGCUCACCACACCGUUUGUAUCCAUAUGAGCAUAAACCUGUACAUUUACAAUUAAAACAUUUUGAUGCCUUUUUGGAUGGUAAUUUGA